Uncinocarpus reesii 1704 is the source of this 1521-nucleotide messenger RNA. RefSeq lists its product as uncharacterized. The record is from RefSeq and is a predicted model, not a curated record. NCBI's taxonomy places the organism in Eukaryota, Fungi, Ascomycota, Eurotiomycetes, Onygenales, Onygenaceae. Bases 1 to 1521 code for a protein of 506 amino acids. The transcript is spliced from 3 exons.
AUGCCGCCAUCACUUCUCCUUGAUCGCGGCCAAGUAAUCACGUACGAAUCAGCUGCAAAAAAAGAGGCAAAUAUCAUCAACCAGCUGGCGUACGUCCCAGCUGUCAAUAGCCUCUAUGAGAGACUCUGGAAUGAGAGACAUGACAUUGCGGAGCUGACCCAACUCCAUCUAGGCCUUGACAAGAAGGUCAUCUGCAACGUCCUCCCUCAAGAGACAUGGAUUCGGGGCAGCUUCAAUAUCUGUGUUCUGGUUGAAGUGAAAGAAGGCCUCAUUUGCAGGCGGGUGGUUUUUCGAUGUCCGAUGCCGCACAAGCUCGCAGAGGCAAGAUACCCCGGUGCCGUUGACGAGAAACUUGGCUGUGAAGUGGGUGCAUAUGUGUGGAUUCAAAAGAACUGCUCGGACAUCCGCAUCCCUCAUCUGUAUGGGUUUGGCUUCUCAGAUAAUCGCCAUUUCACUCAUCAAAAGUAUCAGCCUUUCCAUGCUCAUCUUAUUCACUUAUUUCGAUCUUAUAUGCACCGUCUCCUUCGGCACCCCGAUACACUGUCACAAUAUGUCAUUAGCAAAACCAACUUGAAGCUUACAACAGCAUACAUAGUUCUCGAGUUUAUUGGGCCUGAAACGGGGAGGACGCUGUCAGAAACAUGGGAGGAACACCGGGGGAGCCAAGAACACAGAAAGAAGAUUUUCCAAGGCAUGGCUCGUGUGCUCGUGUCUCUCGCCCGCCUUCCCCAGCCUAGAAUUGGCUCGUUCAAAUUCCGGAAUGAUGGAACUAUCUCACUGACCAACCGGCCCCUUCUUUGUGAUAUGGUGAUAUUAGAGAACGACGGCGCGCCGCAGAUAAUGCGCAAGGAUGAGACAUAUACGUGCACCGAGGCAUUUACAUCAGACCUUCUUACUUUCCAUGAUGGUCAUUUUCGGAUCGACCCGAAUGCGGUAUACAAUGAUGCCGACUGCCGCGGUAAUAUGGGCAUUAAAAUACUACUACGAGCUAUUUCACAUCAUUUUAUCAGGAAAGAGAAUCGCAACGGUCCGUUCCUGCUGCAGUUUACGGAUUUCCAUGCAAGUAACGUCCUGGUUGACAAGGAAUGGAAUCUUACCUGUCUUCUUGAUUUGGAAUGGGCACCAUAUUGGCUUACCGGAUGUGCAUUGGAUGAGAUAGAUGGUGACCACAUUGAGGAAUAUGAUCAAGUGCGCCGAGAAUUCAUUAGCAUUGUUGAAGAGGAAGAGCGGAAAACAGCAACUAAACAUGACAUCUCAAUUGCGAGAAUAAUGCAGCAGAAGUGGGAAACAAAGGGUGUUUGGUUUUGGUACUGUCUCAGAUCGAUGACUGACUCGUUCUGGUUGGUCAAGGGCCAUACAUCACCAAAGUUUUCGACUCGUUGGUCUUCAAGCGUUGAACAGAUCUUUUCAUUAUUCUGGAGUGAGAACUCGGAGCAGGUUGUUGAGCAGAAAGUGGCCGAUCACAAAAAAUAUGAUGAAGAGCUCAAACUUGUCUUCAAGCAAGCGGCGGUAAACGGGUGA